UAUAGCAGUCACAAGCAGAGACAAAAGAAAAUUAAAAGAACGAGGAAUGGAUUGGAAUACGUCGAAAGAACUGGGUAGCAUGGAGGAAUUGGUUGCUGAACUUGAGAAGGAAGCAUACUAUAAACUCUUGCGUGCUUUCAGGAUUCAAUCCAAUGAUAUUUCAUGGGAGAAGGAAUCGGUUCUAACUAAUCUUAGGGAACAAUUGAGAAUCUCAAAUGAUGUUCACGGAGAGCUUCUUCGCACUCUUGAUUCUGAUGACUUCCUGCAAAAUGCAAUCAGAGAGAAAGAGAAACCAACUAGCCAAGGCGGUGAUCAACAUGCAAUAGGAAACAGAUCUCCCCGCCCCAUAAGAACUCGGAGAUUAUCCGAAUUGUAUUUACAUGAGGACACAGGAGUACAAGCUACAGAACUUGGUGACAUAGGCCAGUAUAAUAAUAUUCCAGUUGCAGGAAGAAUUGUUAGAAAUGAAAAUGUUGGGUGGAAGAGAGCUGAUCAAGAUUAUAGUUGAUGAGGUAAAUAUGACAUUGCCAUAGCAUGGCUAAGUAUUGAGAUUCCUAAGUAUUGCUAUAUAAUUAAGGAGAGUGGUGUUUUCAGGUGGAUGGAACUCUGGUUUGAAGUCAUCUAAAUUCUCUGGAUCUCAAGAAUGCAAAGAAAUUGCUGUUAUGGUUCUUGUCACCUUCUUUUUACUUCUAUCACUGUUCAUACUUAAGUGUACAGGACCAUGAGCAUUUACAUACCAUGCAGGAUAUUCUAUUCA
Vigna radiata var. radiata (mung bean) is the source of this 757-nucleotide messenger RNA. RefSeq names its product protein EMSY-LIKE 4-like. Gene Ontology annotation, biological process: defense response to fungus. Gene Ontology annotation, cellular component: nucleus. Bases 47 to 508 code for a protein of 153 amino acids. NCBI's taxonomy places the organism in Eukaryota, Viridiplantae, Streptophyta, Magnoliopsida, Fabales, Fabaceae. The transcript is spliced from 4 exons. The record is from RefSeq and is a predicted model, not a curated record.